AUGUCAAUUGUUAAUUACCAACCACUUCACAUUGCUGCCGCAGCUUCAGUAUUUUUUGGUGCCGUCCAGGCCGAGCCAGUCAGGGUUCUCAAGAGAGAUUUUGAUAGCAUUCUGGUGAUUAGAGACGACAGUGGAGCUUUAGAAGGAAGCGAAGUUGAGACUGAGGCUGUUACCGUCACCUCUGCCACUGCUGCUGCCGCUGCUGCUAAAACUCUUACAUCCCAAGCUACUGAUGAGACCACCGUCCAAGCCACACAGACGGUUUUGACAUUCCAGGGAGAACUCACGUCCGAAACCUCAGCUUCACAGAUCUCAGCCUCGGCCACGGGGAAAUUCACCACCACCGCAGAAACAGCAUUGAGCUGGUCUGCAGCCAGCAUAUCUGAAAGUGCUUCUGAAGCUGCGUCGGGAACUGCUAGUGGAAGUACCACCGUUUGGUGGACUCCCUCGGUAACUCAAUGGUGGACUCCUUCUACCACUGUUGCGGCCUCCACGCUCACCACUAUAACUACAUCGGGAGAAACGAUCACUACAUAUACUUCCGUGAGCUCGACAGGUUCCAGUGACUCCAGUGAUUCCAGUGCUUCUACAGGUUCGUCAAAGAGUAGUACCAAAACAUCAUCAUCGGCUAGUGUUGCUAUCAACUCGACUUCUGGUGGAUCCAGUACGUUUUUGACAAGGUACGAGAACGAAAAUGGCUGGAAGGGAAAGGCUGUUGUUGCUUCUGUUGUUGGUCUCACGCUUCUUCUUUCUGGUAUUUAA
Molecule: messenger RNA, 762 nt
Organism: Kuraishia capsulata CBS 1993
Lineage: Eukaryota; Fungi; Ascomycota; Pichiomycetes; Pichiales; Pichiaceae
Exons: 1
Coding region: 1-762 (253 amino acids)
Source: RefSeq, a predicted model, not a curated record